Messenger RNA from Cooperia oncophora, 405 nucleotides. NCBI's taxonomy places the organism in Eukaryota, Metazoa, Nematoda, Chromadorea, Rhabditida, Trichostrongylidae. The record is from the annotation of a GenBank genome assembly.
AUGGCACUUCGUCGUCUAGAAGCAGCUGACUUAACUCACAAAUUGGCAAACGCAACUCCAACAUUGCCAGCAUUAUCAUUCCAGAAUGAUGAGUUGGUGCUGUCGGCAAUACCUCGACCAAAGGAGUCGUCAACAUCUACAACUAUGAGUUCAGUGGACGCAAAGGGAACUGAACCAAAGAAUGUUUUCAAAGGUCUAAUAAGUCUCGCUCCGGAGAGACCUGCUGUGUCUGCCAGCACUGUUGCAGAGUCUCAAGAGGAGAAGCCUGUCAGCGAGGUAAUGAAGAAGCUUCGAGAAGCUUUGGAACGUCUGAAGGUUCGUGUAUCCGAAGGCGAUUUCGGCUACGAUGAACAAGUUGGAGUGCAUGGUGAACGUCUUAUGCCGAUGGCCACCUCAAAGACGUAA